AUGCCGAUUAUCAAAUCCGCGUCGACAACAACAGCAAGCGAAUCUUCCACGAACGAAGCACGCGAAGCAUUGGAUUGUCUUCAUGAAUUAUCUCAACUUCUCAACACUGGUCUUGACAAGAAAACAUUAACAGCGUGCGUUCGAUUACUUGAAAGUGGUGUUCAUCCUGAUGCACUCGCGCAAAUCAUUCAAGUUCUACGAACAGAAACACGACCAGCAAAAGUUUAA
Molecule: messenger RNA, 228 nt
Organism: Adineta ricciae
Lineage: Eukaryota; Metazoa; Rotifera; Eurotatoria; Adinetida; Adinetidae
Source: the annotation of a GenBank genome assembly